Protopterus annectens (West African lungfish) is the source of this 8787-nucleotide messenger RNA. It is a transcript of the gene SLC26A11, whose product is annotated as solute carrier family 26 member 11. Lineage: Eukaryota; Metazoa; Chordata; Ceratodontiformes; Protopteridae. The coding region runs from base 1040 to 2908 and encodes 622 amino acids. The transcript has 18 exons. Gene Ontology annotation, biological process: transmembrane transport. Gene Ontology annotation, molecular function: secondary active sulfate transmembrane transporter activity. The record is from RefSeq and is a predicted model, not a curated record. Gene Ontology annotation, cellular component: membrane.
UUCGUGUUGUUUUUGUGUACGGUUUUACUUAGACGUUAAAAUUGGAAGGAGUCGAUAUAUCGGCUGCGUUUUAGAUAUAUUGCUUGUGUUUGCAUAUUUCUAACGACAGCUCUUGGAUAUUUAGAGAUUACAGCUCAUGUAAUUUGAGUUUUAUUUGAAUUUUCCCAAAUUAACUCUUGCUUAGAAGAGGUUCCUAUUCAUCGCAGAAGUACACGUUUGCCUUGUUUCAGGAUUCACUGGUACCAGUGACUGCAUGUUCCCUAAAGAGGACACUACUUCCUAACCAAGAUUUGAGAAGGGUGGACCAUGAAUCACUUGUGUCUUGAAGGAGGAAGACCACUUGAUGGCAUUACAUUCCCUCAAGCUUUUAAACCAGCAGCACCUAGACGGUGCACUUUAUGACCACAUUGUCAGACCUCCAGGUGUGCAUGUCCACAUAUGCACAAGCAGUAGCUCAAGAUUUUCUUGUUCUCCUCUUUGGACUACUUCGCACACAUUCCAGUCCCACAGAGAGAUACCAGCUUAUGUGUUGCAUUUAAGAAGAUGUGUAUUUAAUGCAUCUGUGCCACCAAGUGGAAUUGGCUAUCAGCACAUAAUUGUUAUAAGAAGGACCCUAUGUUUACUGCACCCGUUUCCCAGAGGAUGCACUGUAGUCUGUAAAUGUAUUCACUGAAAUCUUUCCAGGAUCUGUAACACUAGUGUGAAGCCAGCAUAACUGAUGCUUAGCAUCUGGAUGGUCCAAGGCAGCAAAAAGGAGCAUUUAUGGGUUAGUAGUAUCAACACUAGAAGAGUCCAUGAUCCCUACAUCACUACAGCAGAGAGGAGUCUAUGGUCAGGUCAGACGUUCCGCAUCUCAAACACUGGUUCACUUCUUCAGUCUUCUAUGAGGGGUAUUAGGAACGUGUGUGUUGACAGUACAACUGUUUGAGUAACUGUGGGACAGAUGUUUGAAGUCUUUAAUUUUCUUAAAUUAUUUUGAAGAAAAAGGAUCACUUAAAGGAAAGGUGUGGUGUCUGACAAACAGUUGUAAAACUUUGCCAUGGCAAACAUGAGACAAACAGUGCGGAAUGCCAUAAAUUAUGGAGGAGGGCAGCUGAAGAAAUGCUGUUCCUAUGAAACCUUGAAGAAAUGUCUACCUAUCCUGCAGUGGUUGCCUGAGUAUUCCUUCCAGUGGCUACAACUUGACUUUAUAGCAGGACUUACUGUGGGGCUAACAGUGGUCCCCCAGUCCUUGGCUUAUGCCGAUGUUGCUGGGCUGCCUGUCCAAUAUGGCCUGUAUUCUUCAUUCAUGGGUUGUUUCGUCUAUUGUUUACUGGGGACAUCCAAAGAUGUAACACUAGGUCCGACUGCAAUUAUGUCCCUACUUGUUUACUACUAUGCAUUUCAAGACCCUGUCUAUGCUGUCUUGCUGACUUUCCUUUCUGGCUGUAUCCAGCUAGCUAUGGGGAUUCUGCAGCUAGGUUUCCUGGUAGAUUUCAUCUCUUACCCUGUUAUUAAGGGAUUUACUUCAGCUGCUGCUCUGACGAUUGGCUUUGGACAGGUCAAGAAUAUUCUUGGACUGCAUGGAAUUCCACAGGAGUUUUUCCAGCAGAUAUACUACACCUUUAAAUACAUUUCUGAAACAAGUGUUGGAGAUGUCACCCUCGGUUUAGUUUGUAUCUUGCUGCUGCUGCUACUUAGUAUGAUGAAAAAACAUCCACCCAAAAGCCAACAGGAAGUACCUCUGUUUAUCAGACUUUGCAAUACUGUCGUUGCAUUUUCAGCAACAGCUCGGAAUGCCUUGAUUGUAGUCUCAGCUGGCCUUGUUGCGUAUUCAUUUGAAAUUACAGGAUUCCAACCUUUUGACUUAACUGGGAGAACAGCUGAGGGCCUUCCAUCUUUCCAGCUGCCAAAGUUUUCUGAGAUAGUGUCAAAUACAACUGUAACUUUCAGCGACAUUGUCGCAGAAAUUGGCCCAGGCUUGGCAGUGAUUCCACUGAUGGGACUGCUAGAGAGUAUCGCUAUAGCCAAGGCAUUUGGCAGUAAAAAUGACUACAGGAUUGACCCAAACCAGGAAUUACUAGCAAUUGGCCUAACAAAUUUUUUAGGAUCAUUUGUCUCUUCCUAUCCAGUGACAGGCAGUUUUGGAAGGACUGCAGUAAACUCACAGACAGGAGUCUGUACUCCAGCAGGAGGACUGGUUACCGGUAUCAUAGUGCUCUUGUCACUGGCCUUCCUGACACCUUUGUUCUUCUACAUACCCAAAGCAGCACUGGCUGCUGUCAUCAUCUGCGCUGUGGCACCCAUGUUCGAUCUCAAGAUUGCCCUGACGCUUUGGAAAGUAAAAAAAGUGGAUCUUUUACCUUUCUUUGCUACAUUCUUCCUGUGCCUGUGGGAAAUCCAGUAUGGAAUCCUUGUUGGGAUUGGUGUUUCUGGGAUCAUUCUUCUGUAUAAUGUUGCCAGGCCCAAAGCAAAGGUCUCUGUCUUCGAACAUGGAACUCUUGUUGUACAUUUGCAGAGUGGUUUGAAUUUUCCUGCAGUUGAACAUGUCAGUCACCUUAUAUAUGAAAACGCCUUAGGAGUAUCCUCUCCACGGAAUGUUGUUUUGGACUGCACACACGUGUGCUAUAUUGACUAUACAGUGCUGAAUGGCCUUCGAGAUCUCCUCUUCAAGUUUCAUAGGAAGGGUGUUUCCUUGGUCUUCUCAAAUGUACAGCGUGAAAUCCUGAAGGUCCUACUGACUGCCCAGUUAGAUGAAUUUCAGUACUGGGACAAUGUGGAUGAAGCAGUGCUGAACCUUGCAGGAAGAACAUGCAUAGAAGAAAUGGAUGGUGCCUUGAAAACUGCAUGUACCAUGAAUGACCAGAAUGCUGACACUCCCGGUACCGCAAACACCCACCUUCUUAUCUCAGAGCAUGGCAUUAAGUAACUUCAUGGACAUAAUAACAUCACUCAAAUAAACUGCAGCAAACAGCAAUAGUUUUUCUUAAGGAGGCUUCCCGCUUCUUUUUGGAACUACAGUGCUAUUACUUGAUUGCUCUCUGUGAACUGUGAUUUUUCUUCUACAACUGACAGCCUUGCUAUGAAAAAGACACUAUGCCAAAGGGUAGCCAAAUGAAAUGGUGCUGAAUAAAUAACAAGAAGAUGAAGUACUGUCCAGUAGCAAUAAAAACAAUAGGAUUCAAAAUGCAAAACACAUAAAGGAUUCAAGUGCAAUACUACAGCCAGUCUACUUUGACAGCGUUUUAGUUCUUUUUAAACCUACACUUUGAGUAACAGCUUGCAGCCAGAGCAGCAUUUUAAAAGAACUUUAAAACUAGUACUGGCUGGGUGCCAUGUAUGCAUAGCACUACAAAAUGUAAAAUGAAGGAAAUUAUCUGGCCACCUGUCAAGAAGUCAGUUCUUGGUAAUAAAGGGCUCUAUUGGGGCAAUAUUGUAUGUAGUACUGUAUGUCUUUAACAGCAACAGACUGUUGAGAACCUUAGUGACUCUCCAUGAAAAUUCAAAGAAUUUAUUAACUUUAGAUAAAACAUAGUGUCCUGAGUGUCAAAAAUGAUCGGUUUAGUUUUGUUUCGGUAGAUCACUCACGAUUAUAAAGGAAAUGGUCGAUGAUGUAUUUGUAAUAUUUAUUCUUUGACAUAGAGUAAAUUUUACAGGCUUCUUUUUCAGAAGGACUAAAAGUCUGGGCAUUACUUUCUUGCAUUAAUGUUGAUCUUGAAACUGAUACUUGGUACAGUAAUCAUUAUGGACAUGAGCAUAAGUGAAGCAGCAUUCAGAUUUCUUUGUCAUCUCUGUGUUUUUCACAUUAAUGCCAUUUUCUCGUGAUGAGUACAAAAUCAUUUUGUGAGUGGCAAACAGUUUAUAAAGGGUAUUAUUGACUGUGACUGGAUCUUUAUCAGUAAUACUAAGCCUGCACCAUUUGAAAGACCAAAUUGUUAAGGUUUCACUUGUGCUAUCCUAGGCAAUACAUUGAAAGAGCUUCAUGGCAGAAUGAUUUGUCAUGAAACAGUCCACUUAAAUCUUAUUUUUGAAACAUGUUUUAGUGCACUUACACAUGGUCACACUCUACACAGCAACUCUGAUUGACUCUGAAACAUAGCUUUUACACUGUGAUGUUCGUAUCUUACUACUCAUGCUUAGAUGCAGAAAAUGAUUGAUGUGAUCCUGCACUUCUUUUGUGCUGCAGUUCUUAUGUAUAAUAGUAUGUAGCCUGUGCUGGUGGUAUGGAGGGUUAAAGCUCUGACUAUGGCCCAUGCAGCCAGAGUUUGAAUAGCAGCUCAGGUACUUCAUAGCAUCUCCUCACCAUCCCUGAACAUGAGUUGGAGUUUUUCUAGAGUUGGCUAAGAUGGAAUUAAUAGAUCUGGAGUAUGGGGAGAGUCCCUGAGACUAUCUGAUGGUCUGCUGCAGAGCCAAGAAGACAUGGACUAAAGAUAUAUAUAUAUAUAUAUAUAUAUAUAUAUAUAUAUAUAUAUAAAAUAGUCUAUACUUUUAUUUGUAUAUCCUAUACAUAUUAGUAAAUGUUCACAGUUUGUACCUGAAUCCCAUAUGUGUACCUGUGCUUCACAUAGUAUUUGAAUAUUUGUUGAAGUGAAGCAGAGUGUCAUUGAUAACGUUUUUAUGCACUAGAGCAGCACAGAGGAAGGACACUAAGCCACAGCUUCACCUUAUGUUAUUUUGUACAGCAAACUUGGAGGAUAGGUAGUGUAGUAUUAGAAAAUAAAGGAGGAAACUGCAGCGCUUUGUUGAAUGUGUGUGUAAAUGAACAUCAUGUUUUGACUUUAGGGGAUAAAGCCCCGGCUUUUACAAUAACAAUGGCUUCAACCCUGAUCUCUGCAAUGAAGGUGGCUGUGUAUUGCUAGUAGAUGUCUUCAUAGCUAUUAAUAUGUACAAGGUAGCCUCAACAAAUCUUGCUAGUCUAGCUAUGAUCUACCUUGUGAUUCUUAUGAUUACUGCAUUUUGUCAGUUUGCUGGAAUAGAUAAAUAAAACCAGGUGACCAAAAUUCAGUUGACUCCUGAUGGAGCUAGUAUGGGGGUGGGGGGGUGCUGAGGUCAUGCCUACUCACAUUUCAUCAGUGGAAACAGGUGAUAUGCUGGUGAGAGCAGGAUGUUCUUUGUAGCUGUAAUGGAAACUGAAGCACAGAAUGGAGUUAAACUAGAUAUGUGGGCACAGCUUUAGAAGCAUCACUACCUUGAGGGGGAAGUGGAGGGGAAGAAAGGCGCUCUUAAAUUCACAUCAUGUAGUUGUCUAUAGUAUACAGCUAGUACAUAAUGAAUAGUGACUCCACCUGCUUGUACAUUAUGAACAGAGUUUUCCACAGUAUGGCAACUGCUAUCUGCCUAUUUCACUGUCACCAGCAUAAUGAUCAGUCAUUGCUGUCUCCCUGGAAGGCCAGGACCCCACCUAAUGAAGGACAAAGCCAAGAGUUGUCUCCAUGUAUGGGAUAUUGUAGAAUCCUUGCAGUUUCACAACUUCCCCCAGUAAGGGAAAGAACUGGGACUUGUACCAAGGUAGCAGUGGGCUAUAGAGGUAGGACAGAGUUGCAUGCUGGGAGGAGAAUGAGGCCAGCUGUCGCUCCACCCACUUAGUUAAACGUCAUUAAGUAGAAUAAUACUUAGGCUGAUUACUCUGCGGGUAGUCAGAGACAAAAACAAAUGCUAUUCAGUAUGAAAAGAUUUAUAUGCAUCACCUUCCUUACUGUCUGAGAGGUGCAUUACAGCUGCCAUGACAUCACUGUUACAGACAACAGACUGAUGUCACAGCAGAGAAUUACCAUUUGAAACUGGAACUAAGCUUUCAAAAAACCAUUAGACAAAGGCCACAAUAUUCAGUUACUAUAUCUCUGAAAUCAGUAUCACAGUAGACUUAAACUAUAAAGAGAAUGCAAAAUGUUGCCGCACUCUGUUAUUAGGUAUUCUGGAUUUUUUGGGGAGACAUCACAAACUAACUGUGUAACUUUUUCCGAUUUGGUCCUGCAGCAUGUGUAUUAGAACAAUGGCAGAAAAUACUGUCCAUGCAAACGCCUGCAGAGAUGUACUACAUUUUUUUCUUAGCUAUGCUAGUACUCUGGUGAACUAUGUAUAAACGUUUGCUUGAGCAGAGCAGUAUGCAUUGUUCAGUUUAAUAGUGAGAUGCUGUGCAAAACCUGGAUUCAGACACAUGCAUAACUUGCAUGACACUGAAUCCCAUUAAAACCUCCUGGAAACCUCUGUGUAUUGCCAAAGUAAGUGACCAGUUGUACCACCUGUGCAUUGGAGCUUCAGUGGCAGAAUGGACCUGCAUGGCAUUGUUUUCUGCAGGUAGUCUGCUGUGCUCAAGAAGGUAGUUCUUGGUACACUACUGAGUCUCCACGGAAAUCAGUGUAUGUGUCACUGUUAAAUACAUACACGUCCACUGCUGUGCAUGGAAUUUGCAUGGUGUAGCAUUUUGUGAUUCUUACUACCUACCAGUCUACUUCCAAAAAAUCACAAGCAGGGAAACCCAAGUACUCUACUUCCAAAACUAAAAGGAUGUCCGUAACACACACUGGCCUAAUUUAUGUAGACCAAGCCUAUCAACUGUUGGAUUUGUACGCAGUUCAUAAGUGCUGUCACUGCUUAGUUGCAGGUCACUGUACAAUAGAGUAAUGAUGUUCUUCAAAUAGCUUUCUUCUUCUGUACUACAACAGUAUGUGAUGAUUUAUCAGCACCUCUGUUUAUCUACAUGUAGCAGAAUAUGUAACUGAUACGUUACAGUGAUUAGAAAAUGUGCUAUAGCUACCAGUGGACUUACAGAAGAAAUGGUGCCAGUCCAGUAAUAACACUUAGAGGAAAUACUAAUAUUAGUAAUGUGAAAUUUAGACACAAUUCAGAGUCAAGAAGAAAUGCUGACAAAUAGAACUAUGAGGUCAGGAAUGCUUUUACAACUUCUGAGUUAUUACACUUAUGGAAAAAAAUAAUCUGUCCAUUAAAAAAAGUUUUUCAGUCUCUCCAUUCAGGUUUUAGUAGCUCUUUAUGUCACAAGAAUAUAUGAUACUCUUUGAUGCAGCAUGUGAGGGAAUAUAGAUAAUGAAUUGUAUUGGAAAGGUAGACUAAACGCUGCUUUAGUAAACCUACUUACGUAACCCGUAGUAAAAGCAGAAACUGUUUCAGAAUGCUUAAGAACCAAGACAAUAACAGUUAAGUUCUAAUUACAGACAAUUUGUUUCUUAUUUGUAAUGUUAUUAGCCCUUUUAAUAUUAUCAUUUAGGUGCAGCAGUGAAAAAGUUGCUUCCUAUAAAGGAUUGCUUUUCAGGAGUAAAUUAUGACUGGCAAUAGUUAUUUCCAUAAAAGGGAAGAGAGAAGUUAGGUCUUGUUGCAGGCUGCCUGCUAUAAUGAUUUUGUUGCGGAUUUAGCAAUGAAGAGAUAUUGCCCUGAAAAAUAUAGUUUGCCGUCAUGAACAUGUUAUGUAGCAGACAUUUGUGAAGUAUUUUGCGGGGAAACCAUGUUUAGUAGUUGGUGUCUGCUAACAACUUUAUUUCUUAAAUAAGCACUAUUUGUCCUUUCAACACUUUAAAUAGAAAUGUUGUUAGAAUAUACAUUUUGUUGUGUUCUCAUAUGACACAUCCAAGUGAUUUAACCAUGAAAGAAGUAUAUUCCAUACAACUCAUCCUAUGAAGUGUUUAUUUCUGCAGUCAUCUACGAGUAGUUUAUAUUUAAAAAUGAUUCUGGAAUUGAUGCUUUCAGAUUCUAUUUUGAUAACUUCACUGUUCCAUGUAUAGACCAACUUUUCAGAGCUCAGGGUUUUCCACUUGAAAUUGUGCGUGUUUUGCUUUUGGAAGAACCAGAGGAGUGUAGCAUUUCUCAGUUUCUCUAAGUAUAAAGAAUGUAAGAGAUAAGGUACUAUACAAGCUCUGCAGCAUUGAACUUUUUGCCAUGACUACACCCCAGCUGCCCAAGCUCAGUUGGUCCAUGUGCUCAAGAAGUUAGCUGGGGAAGGAUAGGAGUGAGUGGCAAAAUUCUGGCUUAUUCAUCAUAAGGGGGGAGGGUGCAGGUACAGUCCUCACACAAGAACACCAUCUUGGUGAAGGCCUUGAAUUGUAGAAUUUGCAACAAUGAACUCUGGAGAGCAUUAACCCCUUAAGGAGUAUGCAGGCUGUAUGACUUUUUAAUUAUGGGUGUUCAAAAAUGUGCUGACAUUACACCCAUUGUAGUAGGCAUUGUACCACAUUUUCUGGCCAACAGGAAGACCUGUUGGGAGGAUGCAGAAAUUCUCCACUAAAUAGUCAAAAUCCACUGCCCUUGGGUUUUUCUUCCUUUCCACUGUUUCAGGAUGGCAAGGGUAAAAAGGAACAUAUACGUGGGUAGGGGCUUGAUGGUCAUAGUGGGGAGAGACAAUGACCAAAAUAAGUAGCAAGAUGUUGUGUGGUGUUUGUCUCAAGACAGAGCAAUCUGAACUAUUUUUUUAGUGGCAUGAUUUUACACUGUUACCAUUGGGUGGUGAAUCGUAGUUUCUUUGUGUUCCUAAGGUAUAAACUGUUCUUGGUUGUGUAACAUAAACCAUAAAAAAAUCAGUAGUGUUUAUGCAUCUACUGUCAGAAUAUGCAAGUUUCUUAAAAUGUAGCUCCUGUUAGGACAUCCGUGGAAGAGUUUGAACACAAGUUCUCAAUGCAUAUUGAUAACACUAAUGUGUUUUCUGUUCCCUUCUCUUCUCUGAAAUGCCUAAUGUUGUCUGUCCCUUACAGAUCUUGAGGCUGAUUCUUCACUAUAAUGUUCACUGAACCGAUUUAUAUUUGUAAUGCAAAUAUACCAACCUGUUUUAAUAAAGCUAAAGUAAAUAUUCUAACCUUAAAA